This is a messenger RNA of Botrytis deweyae, 2169 nucleotides long. RefSeq lists its product as uncharacterized. NCBI's taxonomy places the organism in Eukaryota, Fungi, Ascomycota, Leotiomycetes, Helotiales, Sclerotiniaceae. The transcript has 6 exons. Gene Ontology annotation, cellular component: lipid droplet; plasma membrane; endoplasmic reticulum. Gene Ontology annotation, biological process: long-chain fatty acid metabolic process; long-chain fatty-acyl-CoA metabolic process. Gene Ontology annotation, molecular function: long-chain fatty acid-CoA ligase activity. The record is from RefSeq and is a predicted model, not a curated record. The coding region runs from base 1 to 2100 and encodes 699 amino acids.
AUGUCUUCCCAAACCGAGAUGAAGACUAAAUCUACGAGUUUCUCCCCCCGAAUGUCGAGAAAACCUCCCUUCACAGCAGAAGCACAAGGGAUCCCACAGGUUCCGGGUGAAACUAUCCCUCGUCGUAACGUCCGAUAUCCAGACCUUCUUUCCCAACCAGAAUCGGGCAUCGAGACUGUGUUCGAUAUCAUACAACAGAGCUCUCGUCGUUUUGGCGAUGCACGAGCGCUGGGGUCUAGAAAACUUAUCAAGAAACAUGAGGAGACGAAAAAGAUAAAGAAGAUCAUCAAUGGACACACACAGGAGGUAGAUAAAGUACGGACUUAUUUUGAGAUGAGUGGGUAUGAAUAUCUAAGUUUCAAGGAGUAUGAAGCUACGGUACUGAGUGUGGGAGCGGGUUUGAGGAAACUUGGAUUGGUUAAGGAUGAUCGGGUUCAUCUCUUUGCCACAACAAGUUCCCACUGGCUGUCAAUUGCUCAUGGUUCCAUGUCUCAAUCCAUGCCUAUCGUCACUGCAUACGAUACUCUUGGUGUCGAAGGACUCCGGCAUUCUCUCAUACAAACGAAAGCUAAGGCUAUAUUCUUAGAACCACAACUUCUGAGAACUCUACUUGAUUCUCUUGAAGACUUGAAGCACAUCGAAUACGUGAUAUAUAACACAGACGGUGAUACAGAACUCUCAUUGUCAAGUAUCAAAGAAUUGAAGAAGAGCCACAGUCACCUGACGCUUUUGAGCUAUGAUGAGCUCAUAGAUUUGGGCCAUUUACAUCCCGUCGAAGCUGUGCCGCCCAAACCUGAAGAUCUAUGUUGCAUUAUGUACACAUCUGGAUCAAGUGGUACACCAAAAGGGGUCUCGCUGAAGCAUAAAAACGUUGUGGCUGCCAUUGCUGGAGCAAAUAGUAUUGUUGGCGACUAUCUAGGUCCCUCAGAUACACUGUUAGCAUACCUUCCCCUCGCUCAUAUCUUCGAAUUCGUAUUUGAAAACGCAUGUCUCUACUGGGGUGCCCUAAUGGGUUAUGGCCAUCCCCGAACUCUUUCCGAAACCUCCAUGAAGAAUUGCAAAGGUGAUAUCCUCGAAUUGAAACCCACACUUCUAGUGGGCGUACCAUCCGUUUGGGAGACUGUCAAAAAAGGUGUAAUUGCCAAUGUGAACAAAGGUGGUCCAGUUGUCCGUAGCUUGUUCUGGAGUGCUUUCUACUCGAAACGUUUGCUAUCCUCAAGCGGCCUACCCGGAUCUAGUAUUUUGGAUACUGUUGUAUUUAACAAAGUCAAACAAGCGACUGGUGGACGGUUGAGAUUCUGCAUGAAUGGUGCUGGUCCCAUAUCUCAACAAACCCAAGAAUUCAUCUCUCACACCAUCACACCCAUGAUAUCUGGGUAUGGAUCCACAGAGACUGCCGCCAUGGGCGCAAUAUGCGACCCCCUUUCCUUUACCCUCCAAGCUGGUGAUAUCCCUGCCUGUAUCGAGAUAAAACUCGUCGACUUUCCCGACGCGGGAUACUUCGCUACUAACACUCCUCCACAAGGAGAAAUCUGGAUUCGAGGGCCUAGCGUCAUGUCCGAAUACUAUGAUAAUGUUGUCGAGACAGCCGAAGCGCUUACCUCAGAUGGAUGGUUCAAAACUGGGGAUAUCGGGGAGUGGGAUAAAAACGGACACUUGAAGAUCAUUGACCGCAAAAAGAACCUAGUAAAAACGAUGAACGGAGAGUACAUUGCUUUGGAGAAGCUAGAAUCAGUCUAUCGAUCCGCAACUAUAGUAGCGAAUAUAUGCAUUUACGCCUCGAUCUCCGAGACUCAUCCUAUCGCGAUUGUCGUUCCAGCCGAGCCGGCCCUCAAAAAGCUCGCUGAGUCAAUCGGUGUAGAAGGUCAUGGCAUCGGUGAUUUAGUGCACAAUGAAUCUAUUAAUCGAGAAGUAUUGAAGCAAAUGCAGACUGUAGGAAAGAGAGCAGGGCUAGCUGGUAUGGAGAUCAUUAAGGGUGUUGUUUUGGCUGAUGAAGAGUGGACAACGGUCAAUAAACUAGUAACAGCGACCAUGAAACUCAAUCGAAAAGCAAUUUUCGAGAGAUACGAGAAAGAUAUCAAUGUAGCGUAUGGGAAAUGAACGCUCUCGACUAAGGCGAUUAGAGGUGAAGAUGGAAUUUGGCAUGCCAAGAGAUGGGACGAAACACGA